Messenger RNA from Lutzomyia longipalpis, 788 nucleotides. RefSeq names its product mitochondrial import inner membrane translocase subunit Tim22. Gene Ontology annotation, cellular component: TIM22 mitochondrial import inner membrane insertion complex. Gene Ontology annotation, molecular function: transmembrane protein transporter activity. The transcript is spliced from 4 exons. Gene Ontology annotation, biological process: protein insertion into mitochondrial inner membrane. Lineage: Eukaryota; Metazoa; Arthropoda; Insecta; Diptera; Psychodidae. The record is from RefSeq and is a predicted model, not a curated record. The coding region runs from base 94 to 678 and encodes 194 amino acids.
UAUCAGUGCAGUGUGUGAGCAUGGUGAAAAGGUAAACAAGUUGCAGUGUUUUUCUGGUUUUCCUAAAAAAAAAAUCCCCAAAUAUUCGUGAAAAUGCUGCCAAAUCCAGCUGCAGCAAAGCCCAAAGAUGCUGCCCCUAGGAAUGUCUUCUUUGAAAAUGAUGAUAUGGAUUCAAUGGCCAGGCAUUUCAUUGGGAACAUGCAGAGGUAUCGUGAAAAUGUGGUAAUUCCUAAAAAUCUUGGUCCAGUGAAGAUUCUCACGAACGAGGAGAAAAUGAUCCAAAAUGCCAUGGAUAGUUGUACAUUUAAAUCUGUGAUGGCAUGUGUUAUGGGAUAUGGUUUGGGAGCUGCAAUUGGUCUCUUUAGUUCUUCAGUGAAUCCCAACAUUGCUACACCAGGUGUGGAGAAACAGCAGUCUGCACGAGAGAUUUUUCGGGAGAUGCGCUCUACAACACACGGAUAUGCAAAGAAUUUUGCCCUCAUCGGUGCUGUCUUCUCCGCCGUUGAGUGCACUAUUGAAUCUAGUCGUGGGAAAUCCGACUGGCGCAAUGGAACAUAUGCGGGUGCGAUAACAGGUGGCCUAAUCGGAGUGAGAGCGGGAAUCAAGGCAGGAAUAAUCGGAGCUGCUGGUUUUGCGGCAUUCUCCACAGCUAUUGAUUACUACAUGAGGCAUCGAUAAAUAUGUAGUAUAAAAACUAUUGUAGAAAUUUGCUUUAGGAAUAUUUUUAAAUUUUAUGUAAAACUGUUGAGUUGCGAAGUUGAGAAAAUAAGGAGAUUUCUCGUCAAGUA